Naegleria fowleri is the source of this 2160-nucleotide messenger RNA. RefSeq lists its product as uncharacterized. Gene Ontology annotation, biological process: microtubule-based movement. NCBI's taxonomy places the organism in Eukaryota, Heterolobosea, Eutetramitea, Acrasida, Naegleriidae. The record is from RefSeq and is a predicted model, not a curated record. Gene Ontology annotation, molecular function: microtubule binding; microtubule motor activity; ATP binding. The transcript has 2 exons. Bases 1 to 2160 code for a protein of 719 amino acids.
AUGUCUUCCAACCAAGACCCAAACGCUCUCAAGCGCAAGAGAGGAGUCGAGCAAGAUACUUCAUCAAAGAAGAUAAAGGGUGUCGUGUUACCCAAUGAUACGGAAAAUACCAAUCCGAACCUGAAACCAAGCAAAAUUCCAAUUCCUAAGCAUUCUCAAGGCACACUACUGAAUUCUUCUUCUCUUUCAAACAACUCAAGUACAUCAUCACAUAUAAAGGGAAGCAACUCUACAAGCAAUAGAACUAGUAUGAUCAGAGCAAAUGCUACCUCCAGAAUAACCACCAACCGAGCGAGCUCUACGCCAACCUCCAGAGUCUCACAGUACCAAAAAUCGAGCAACACCUUGCUCAACAACACAAGGCAAUCCAUGUCAAGAACCUUGUCAGCUCCACAAAAAACAAAACAACAAAGCUUUCAAAAGCAAGAGCAAGAAUCGACAAAACUUGAGCUGGAUCAAACCAAAUCAGAGCUAUCGCAGGUAUAUGAAGAGAACAAGCACCUCAAGUCUAAAAUUGAUGAACAACUCCUUCAAUUGAAGGAUUUGGUUCAGCUCGAAGAAAAGACCAAAUCGCUUGAAACUCUUUCGUUAAGGUAUCAAGACGACACUGUCCAACUUAAAUCGAUUAAUAAGUCUCAAGAGAUUGAAAUCCACGCUUUGAAAGGGUUACAAGAGAAGCUUCAAAUUGAUAACAUUGACCUUAGAGUUAAAGUUAGCUCCCUUGAAAAAGAAAUUGAAAUAGAGAGGAAACAAUCUGAAAUGGAUAAAGCGACUCUUAAGAUACAAUACGAAAGUGAAAUUAGAAUACAGAAAGAACAUUAUGAACAACAAUUGCAUGAAAUUGCGGAAAUUAAAGACAAGGAACACAAUUCAACCAAGGAAAGACUAACAAAAGAAAUUUCAAGAGUUAAAAGUGAGCUUGACCGCGUUCAAUUCGAGCUUACUUGUUCGAUCGAAGAUGCAAACACAAAGAGUGAAAAAAUUCGUGAGCUUGAGGAGAAGAUCCAACAACAAAUUCAGUACAUCCAAAAUCUAGAGAAUAAGCGACAUCAAGAUGAGAGUGAAAGAAGACGACUGCAUAAUAUUAUUCAAGAGCUUAAAGGAAAUAUCAGAGUUUACUGCAGAGUCAAACCAGCUCAAGAAAUGAAGUGUAUUUCAUAUCCUGAUGCAGAUGUAGACGAAAGAUGUAUCAACAUACAAGAAGACUCUAGAGUUACUGCAACAGGAGCAACAGCAGAAGGAAAGAAAUAUUAUUUCCAAUUUGAUAAGGUUUUCAAGCCAAAUUCUACACAAAAAGAAAUCUUUUUUGAGAUUUCUCAGCUUGUACAGAGUGCACUCGACGGAUUCAAAGUUUGUAUUUUUGCUUAUGGACAAACAGGUAGUGGUAAAACAUAUACGAUGGAGGGUCCUCCAAAAGAUUUGAUUAGCAACCUUGAUCCAGAGAAGCAAGAAGAACUUUCUGGUAUGAUUCCCAGAAGCGUUGAUCAAAUUUUCGAAUCUGCAGAAAAGCUAAAAGAAAAGGGUUGGUCAUUUACUGUUGUGGCAAGUUUUUUAGAAAUUUAUAAUGAGACCAUAAGAGAUCUUCUUGACUCAACAAAUAAGGACAAUUUAAAAUAUGAGAUUAAGCAUGGAAAAGAUGGAUCAACAACCGUAACUGGUUUGAAAUAUGUAACAGUUAAUAGACCUCAACAGGUGCAAGAACUACUCAGAAUUGCUUCUAAGAACAGGGCAGUGGCAGCAACAUUGUCAAAUGAUCGAUCCAGCAGAUCACACUCUGUUUUCACUCUUCAGAUCACUGGAAGAAAUGACAACACAGACCAAACAACUCAAGGUGUUUUGAAUUUAGUAGAUCUGGCUGGAAGCGAGAGAAUUAGCAACAGUCAUCCAACUAAUAGUGACCGAAUGAAGGAAACACAAAACAUUAACUUGAGUUUGACAUGUUUGAGCAGUGUUGUAACUGCUCUUGCCAACAAGGCUAGCUAUGUCCCCUAUAGAGACUCCAAACUCACAUUUCUUCUUCAGAACUGUCUUGGAGGCGAUGCUAAAACACUCAUGUUUGUCACUAUAGACCCAGAAAAUGUAAAUGAAACGAUCCAAUCACUUCGCUUUGCAGCAAAAGUGAACUCUUGCGAAAUACAUGCCACAAGAAAGAUCAAGUAG